AUGCUUACUGGGAAUUGGUUUGGAAUACUUGAAUUUAAUGUGGAUAGGCAGAGCCUAAGUGUGAUUGAUGUGCCAGUGGACGUCGAUGCGGGGAGGUGCUCCUUCACGGUUAUGCAUGCGGAGGGUGGUGGCCUUGGUUUCCUCUUCCUGUCGGGCUACUGCAUCGAAUUAUGGAAGAGGAAGACGGACUGUGAUGGUGUAGCUUCAUGGGUGCUGGGAAGAACUGUUGCACUAGACAAGCCACUUUCCAUGAAUUCAGAGGAGGGGAGUCAAAGCCCAAGGAUACUCUGGUUUGCUGAGGACAAUAAUGCGGUGUUAGUGCGGACAUUUAUCGGCAUCUUCAUGGUCCAGUUUGAAUCAUUGCAGUUUAAGAAACUUUUUGAAUCCUACUGCUGGUUUCACUUUUAUCCAUUUGAAGGUGUCUAUACCGCAGAUGCUCGCAUUGAUGAUGGACAUGGUGGAGCUAAACUUUUGCGCGAUACAUAG
Molecule: messenger RNA, 486 nt
Organism: Triticum turgidum subsp. durum (durum wheat)
Lineage: Eukaryota; Viridiplantae; Streptophyta; Magnoliopsida; Poales; Poaceae
Source: the annotation of a GenBank genome assembly